Molecule: messenger RNA, 3678 nt
Organism: Artibeus jamaicensis (Jamaican fruit-eating bat)
Lineage: Eukaryota; Metazoa; Chordata; Mammalia; Chiroptera; Phyllostomidae
Gene: NMT2
Product: N-myristoyltransferase 2
Exons: 12
Coding region: 67-1563 (498 amino acids)
Biological process (GO): N-terminal peptidyl-glycine N-myristoylation
Cellular component (GO): cytoplasm
Molecular function (GO): fatty-acyl-CoA binding; glycylpeptide N-tetradecanoyltransferase activity
Source: RefSeq, a predicted model, not a curated record
GAGGGAGCUGCUCGCGCCGCCGUCGCCGCCGGCCCCAGUGCCGCCUCCGCAGCCCGCGCCGCCGCGAUGGCGGAGGACAGCGAGUCUGCGGCCAGCCAGCAGAGUCUGGAGCUCGACGACCAGGACACUUGCGGGAUAGACGGGGACAAUGAGGAGGAGACCGAGCACGCCAAGGGAAGUCCCAGAGGCGACUUGGGUGCCAAAAAGAAAAAGAAGAAACAGAAGAGAAAAAAGGAGAAACCGAAUUCUGGAGGCACCAAGUCAGAUUCUGCAUCUGAUUCCCAGGAGAUCAAGAUUCAACAGCCUUCAAAAAAUCCUGCCAUUCCAAUGCAGAAGUUGCAGGAUAUCCAGAGAGCAAUGGAGCUGUUAUCGGCGUGCCAGGGCCCCGCCAGGAACAUCGAUGAGGCUGCCAAACACAGAUACCAGUUUUGGGACACACAGCCGGUACCCAAACUAAAUGAAGUGAUAACGUCUCAUGGUGCAAUUGAAGCAGAUAAAGACAACGUGCGUCAAGAACCAUAUUCCUUGCCACAGGGUUUUAUGUGGGACACUUUAGAUCUGGGUAAUGCGGAAGUGCUCAAGGAGUUGUACACCUUGUUAAACGAGAAUUACGUGGAGGAUGACGACAACAUGUUCCGCUUUGACUAUUCGCCGGAGUUCCUGCUGUGGGCUCUGCGUCCCCCGGGCUGGCUUUUGCAGUGGCACUGUGGAGUCAGAGUGUCUUCAAACAAAAAACUGGUAGGAUUCAUAAGUGCCAUUCCAGCCAACAUUCGGAUUUAUGACAGUGUGAAGAAGAUGGUUGAAAUCAACUUUCUUUGUGUUCAUAAGAAAUUGAGAUCCAAACGGGUUGCCCCAGUGUUAAUUCGAGAAAUAACUAGAAGAGUGAACCUGGAAGGAAUUUUCCAGGCUGUUUAUACCGCUGGUGUGGUUCUCCCUAAGCCAGUGGCCACAUGCAGAUACUGGCAUCGAUCGCUAAACCCCAGAAAAUUGGUAGAAGUGAAAUUUUCUCACUUGAGUAGAAACAUGACUUUACAGAGAACAAUGAAGCUGUACAGACUUCCAGAUGUGACAAAGACUUCAGGCUUAAGACCAAUGGAACCAAGAGAUAUCAAAGCAGUUCGAGAAUUAACCAACAGUUACCUGAAGCGGUUUCAUCUUGCUCCAGUGAUGGAUGAAGAAGAAGUAGCCCACUGGUUCCUCCCCAAGGAGCACAUUAUUGACACAUUUGUAGUGGAGAACUCCAGUGGUAAACUUACUGACUUCCUGAGCUUCUACACACUCCCCUCCACAGUCAUGCACCACCCUGCUCACAAGAGCCUCAAAGCUGCCUACUCCUUCUACAACAUUCACACAGAGACGCCCCUGCUAGACCUCAUGAACGAUGCGCUCAUUAUAGCUAAAUUGAAAGGAUUUGAUGUAUUCAAUGCACUAGAUUUGAUGGAAAAUAAGACAUUCUUGGAAAAGCUCAAGUUUGGUAUAGGAGAUGGCAAUUUACAGUAUUACUUGUACAAUUGGAGGUGUCCAGGAACAGAUUCUGAAAAGGUUGGACUUGUAUUACAAUAGGUGAAUAUUUCCAUUUCUAGAACUCUGACACUCUGACACCAUCAUUUGUUAAUAUUCUACUUAAUGAUUCCUGGAACUUCUUUCCAAAGAAGAAUAAAAGCACAACCUCAGUGAAAUCGAUGUAGUCGGUAACAAUUGGAGAAGAUGAAAAAGCAUCCAUACAUAAGCAGUACUAUGUAUUUCCAACUAGAAUGUUAACAUUCUUCCUUUUUUUCCAUGGCUUGCCCAUUUGAAGGAGGGAUGAAAGGGUACAAAGAGCACAUUCCUUUAAUUUUCAAACUUUCAGCUGUCUCUUGAUGAAGAGAAGCUGUUUUUCCAUUCUCUAGAAAGAGACCCUUUUAAUAGUUGGAACAGAAGUCACAGACUCAUAUAAGAAAAUCUUUGCUAAGGUGUGGAGAUAAACUGCUGCAUUUCUUUUUAUCAAGUGGUGGUCUGUCUGUGUAACAGAAUAAAGGAUCCAUUUGAGAAAUUUGUCCUUGUAUCACCUUCCACGCUAUCAUUGGGAAGAGUUCUGAAAUCAGCACUUCCAUAACUCAGUGAUGAGUGGUGGAUGUUUACUUGUAGAGCAAGAUAAAAAUGUACUGGUGACUAGUACACUUAUUUCUCCAGAAGCAAAGUUCCCAAAUCAAUAGACACAUAAAUUUGUAUUUUAAUUUUCAACAUGUCAGUGGAUUAGUUCAGAAACAAAGUUUUGUGCAAACAUGAACUGUGUUCUCUGAAAGUAUGUGCACCGUAACUGAUUAGACUUCUGCUGCUGCACAAAUUCAUUUCCUCUCAGCCACGGCAAGGAUAGGUGAGAAAUGGAAGCGCUAAAGUCAAAGGAAAUGCCUAGUGGAUUUUAUUAGUGCUAUCAGGAUAUUGGUAGUUUGAAUGUUUUUAUUACUUAUGCAAAAUUGCACAUAUUCCUUUAUGCUGACUUUAAUUUAUCAUGAAAGCUGUCAUGCUAAUGGAAAAUGUCUUAUUUGUAAAUAAGUAUUCAUAAUUUUGUUACUGAUGGUGUUUUUAUCCAGAAUUGAAAAACCAAGUUUCACAGUGUACAUAUAUACAUAUAUUGUCAAUAGUCCAAGGGGGAAAAGAUGCUAAAUGAGGCCACAUAGACUGGCCUUGACUCAAAUAUCACAAAGUAGAUACUUCUUCCUGACUUCCCUCUUCCAGUGCCUAGGCUGUUUAAUCCAGAAAAAUGUAAUUGUUUCAGACAUUAUGCCUUUUCCUUCAUGUUAUGAAUAGUUAAGUAAAACCGGUCACGUCUUAUAACAGGCAAGAGCUAGCAAACUAAAUCCAGCUAGCAGCUAAAUCCAGCCCAUCACCUGUUUUGUGCAACCCACAAGCUAAGGAUGGCUUUUAGUUUUUGAGUUGUUGGGGGGAAAUAACAUUUUGUAACAUGUUAAAAUUGUAUGAAAUUCAAAUUUCAGCAUCCAUGAAUGAAUAAAGUUUUACUGGAACACAGCCACACUCCUUCAUUUAUCCACUGCCAGUGGCUGCUUCAUGCUACAAAAGGCAGAGUUGUUUCAAUUUAGACCAAAAGGCCUAACAUAUUUGCUGUCUGACCCUUACAAAAAAAUUUUGUUGAUCCUGAUUUACACUAAUAAGCCAAAAGCCACUUUCUGCAGCCUGCCAUUCAUUACCCUAAAAACCAACCCAAGGAUUGUGCUAUCCCUGAGGCUACCAGUAGAGGGCGCACAUGUACCAGUGCCACUUAGGACAGCACCAUGUACUUUCUUAGCUGGGAAAGACUCCUCUCAGGAUGAUUCAACCCAAUGGUAUAACUAUAUUUCUUAAUAGAAGAUGAAAACUUCAAGAAGGAAAACUGAACCAAUUCACUCAAACUUUUUAAAGAAACUAGCAUUAAAUGAAAUUUUAAUUUAAUCUGGAGUCAAGGCUCAGUUGGGAUUUAUGUUUAGUUUUUUAUGGAAGUCAUAUGAAGUAGGUUUUCAAGUAAUCGAAUUGCCAGUCAGAAAUCUUGUCACGAGCUUACCUCAUGAUGAAACUGUGGCAUUGUUCCUUUAUUCGUUUAUAAAAUCCCAAUUGUUAUAGAAGUCCUAUUUUUUUUCUCAUUUAAAAAUAGCAGUUGCCUCUGUAAUUUAAGGUUAUUAAUAAACAUUUUAAAAUAAUCAG